AUGGUUUUCAGCAGAAGAAAAAGCAGCUCAGGUGGUCAGCAAAUUUUUGAAGCUCUAAAUCAGCAGCUGGAGCAGCUUAAAGUAGAAAACUCUGAUUUAAAGCUGCAGCUGGAAGAUAACAAAGAAUCAGCUCAAAGAAACAAAGCGUUAUUAGAGGACUUUAUAAAGCAAACUUCUCAAUCUGACCAAAUAAUUCAAGAUCUCAGGACGAAACUAGAAGAAUUAAAUAGAAAAGCAAAUGAAAAUGAGCUGAGAAUUAAAGACAUGAGGACAGAAAAGUUCCAGUUGACUACUGAAAAGGAAAGUUUUAGAGAUACACAGCCUUCUGGGAUGAAUAAUAUGCAAGAUAUACUAAAUUCGGUCGAGAAGAAUGAAGAGCUGCUGCUAUUUAAAGACUCAAAAAAUUGUGUUUGACAAAUAAUUAGAAGGCCAGAGAUGAAGCUAGAUGAAGCUGAAAUGGAUAUUGAAGAAGACACAAGCAAAAAUAUCAAGCCGGAGUAG
Molecule: messenger RNA, 501 nt
Organism: Blepharisma stoltei
Lineage: Eukaryota; Ciliophora; Heterotrichea; Heterotrichida; Blepharismidae
Source: the annotation of a GenBank genome assembly